Molecule: messenger RNA, 441 nt
Organism: Bursaphelenchus okinawaensis
Lineage: Eukaryota; Metazoa; Nematoda; Chromadorea; Rhabditida; Aphelenchoididae
Source: the annotation of a GenBank genome assembly
AUGGCUGACAUCCCAGAAGGAGAUUACGAGAAGGGAAAGAAGGUCUUCAAGCAAAGAUGUCUUCAAUGUCACGUCGUUGACUCCAAAGCUACCAAGACUGGACCUACCUUGAACGGUAUCAUCGGAAGGACGUCCGGUACCGUGCCCGGCUUCGAUUACUCCGCUGCCAACAAAAACAAGGUAUAGUUUGAGCUUUUGUUAGUUAUAUUAGGAUUUAGGGAAAGUCUUUAAGUUUUUGGAUGUGUUUUAGCUAUGCGUCAGCUAUUUUUAAUAAUUAAUUUCCAGGGUGUCGUCUGGUCACGCGAAACGUUGUUCGAGUACUUGCUCAACCCCAAGAAGUACAUUCCCGGAACCAAGAUGGUGUUCGCCGGUUUGAAGAAGGCUGAUGAACGUGCUGAUCUGAUCAAAUACAUUGAAGUCGAAUCAGCCAAAUCCGUUUAA